AUGCUCUUUGCAGAAAUGACGGAAAUUCCUUGCAAUCAAAUUUCAUUUCCAGAAGUCGAAAUGUCGUCUAUGAAUGUCAUACUCAAGUAUUUAUAUACAGAAACAAUUUCCCCAGGUGAUAUCACAACUGAAAAUGCCUUUGGAAUUUUACACGCUGCGAGUUUCUUCCAAUUAGAAAACCUUCAAGACAAUAUUUUAGCAAUCUACAAAAGAUUGUGCAAAAACGGGGGUAAUGAAAAGAAAUUACCCGAAUUAUUAUCCAGAGCAACUCAUCUAGCGUCACCUCUGGCCGACAAUAGUAUUGUUCGUUAUCUAGUAAAUUCAGUGGCUAGAAUUCCUCUGGAUACUAUGGAAUUUAACAGAUUGUCAUUUCAGGGCUUGCAAUGUCUAUUGUCAAUAAGAGAUAGAACACAAAUAUUUUUAUCCAGUGAAUAUUCUGUUUUUCGAUUUAUGGUUUUAACGGCCGCAACAGAAGCACCUGGAGAAGCAUUUGUCGCGCUAGAGAAAAAGUUACCACCAUGGAGCGAGGUCGAGGAACCAUUUAAAACAGUCGACAAUAAUUCUAUCGGAGAAGAGAUUAGUACUUCAGUUGCAGAUAUUAUAAGUCCUAUUGUAGAUUAUAUUGAAUUUCGAAGGAUUGAUGCAAAAAUUAUUGCAAAAAUAAUUGAACCACUGGAUAUUGUUCCAAUUAACAAUAUUCUCGACUCAUAUCGGUUUCAAGCUUGCGUAGAAACAUCAUUGCCGGCAUUUUACGGAGAUUCUAUUCUUAAGUGGGAUAGAGUUUGUUGUGGUCCAGAUUUAAAAAUCAGCGAAGAUGGAGAGACAGUUAGUGCAUUUCCAAAUCCAAUCGGUCAUCAAAGUGUAAGAACCAAUAAGCUUAUGAGUAGUGGCACUCAUGAAUUUUAUGUUCAAAUUGAAAACGCUUGUAAGGAAUGUUAUAUCGGCGUUUGUAGCGAAGAUCUCGAUUUUUCUGGUGCUGCCGGAUCUCAACCGUAUGGGUGGGUUUUAAGUUCAUCCGGACAAUAUUGCCAUAAUAAUCACUGUACCUUAUUUAGCACUCGUACAUUUGGAAACAAAAAUGAAAAAAUUAUCGUAUACUUGGACAUUGAUGAAAAGAAGAUCUCGUUUUCAGUUAACAAUGUACUACAUAAGCCGGUUGAAAGAUGGAAGAAUCUUCCGUCAAACCUUUAUUUUGUUGUUUCAUUCUGUUAUCCCGGAAAAUUCAAAAUCCUAUUACCUGACCACUAG
This is a messenger RNA of Acaulospora morrowiae, 1248 nucleotides long. The record is from the annotation of a GenBank genome assembly. NCBI's taxonomy places the organism in Eukaryota, Fungi, Glomeromycota, Glomeromycetes, Diversisporales, Acaulosporaceae.